UUCAUUUUUGGCCUGUUAAAAUUCAUAAUAUCUAAACAUGAAUCUCUCUCUUCAUCUGCAGUUUAUAUUGAUAACGUACCUUCUGGCAGUGGUGUGGCUGUUGGUGUUUGCCUUCUCUGCCUUGCCUGUCUAUUUCUUCUACAACAUGGACGCUACCUGCCACACCAUCACCGUCCUGACUGAGACCCCAGCUAGCAUCAACCAGCUCUGUAUUGACGCCAGGCAGUACGGGCUCUUACCAUGGAAUGCGUUGCCAGGCAAAGCUUGUGGAAUGACACUGUCCACGGUCUGCAAAACCAGAGAGUUCCGUGUGACCUACGACCUGUACAUCGCAGCGUUUGCCGGGGCUGGCAUCACACUCUUGGCUCUGCUCACCUACAUGGUGUCCACCACCUAUAACUUUGCGGUGCUGCGGUACCUGGGGAGAAAGGGCAUAGGCACACGGUGUUAAGACUCUCCACUUCCUGUCUCUCGAUCCGACACAGAGACACCCAGAGGGGACACUAUGACUCCCUAACACCCCUCUGCCUAUCCUCAACACCACCGGUGGAGUUGAUUCUUUGAACUUGAGUGAUUGAUUCCUUGAACGAUUCCUAUUCCUUCCAUUUUUCCCUUCACGACCCACCAACCUUUCCAUGUACUGUGUCUUGGUAGCACCAUGGGUGGUUUGGUCGAAACCCAGACGUACACUACCUUAGUCUACUGCUUUGUCACACUGUUCUUCUCAUGUUAUAUUUACUUUGCUCUGAAGCUGUCUUCUUCAAGUUAGAAGUUUUCUGUAUUUUUGUUAUUCUCCAUGUGUAUUUUAUCAUGGGUUUGUAAAGUAAUGUUCCUCAUAUACUGCAGUUCGUGUGCCUGACGUAUACUUCAUGUUUUCUUCACUUUUUAAAACGUAAAUCACAUGUAAAAAGCUACCUAGUAAUAUAACAAAUAUCAUUUUAUUUGACAAAAGUAUUCAGUUAUAAAUGUCCCACUGACGUGGUUAGGGACUACGUGGUUAGGGACUACUUGGUUAGGGACUACUUUGGGAUUAUAAUCGGUUACCAUGGGUACAGUCCCUCACAUCUGGUUGCCAUGGUGCCAGACAUGUGUGUGUUUGCAGUUCUUCUCUCUGACCUCAGGGCCUUUUCUCACGGGAGGCAGAAAGGCCUCAACAAUGGAGGCCGCCCCCCUUAGGACUUCUUAGAAAACUAACCAAUCAGAGGGGGUUCCUAGGGUCCACCUGCCCCGGCUCCCGGGGUGGGGGUGGAAGGGAGGUCUGUGUGACAAGGCCCCUUUGUUACUAUAGGGGCCAUGGUCUAUGGCAAGAGUCAGAUUGCAUGUCAUAGGGAGAGGGUCUCAUGACAAAGACAGGAGAAAGGCUGAAGGCUUCCCUCGAAGGCCUGAAUUACAACCCUGCUGUGACGAACCCAGUGCUGCACGACAUCCCAUCUGUUGGAGGUGAUGGAUCCUGUGAAGGGACUUGGAAAGAAAAGGGUUAACAUUUUGUUUGAAUGAACGGGAUAUCUCUGAGAGAAAAGGGACAACAUUUUUAGUGAGUUUGUGCCAUAGAUUUCUGGUUGGUACAGAUCAAUAGGAGAAGUCCUUAAUAUCUCUGUUUUUAAUGUUGAGAUAAUAAAGUUGUUACAGGUGCUUCAUGUUAUUUAGAAGUUUAAAACAUCUCUGAAGAUGCUUGACUCUGUAUGGCUCUGCAUUGAGGUGAUAUUAUCAUUGCUCCCCCUUCUGGCAGUAUACGUUCGCAAGGGAUGAGGGUCUGUUAUAGAGGCAAAACAAUGCAGUUUUUAUAUAGUUUUGUCUCUGUAGCUGUCUAGAAAAUAUUAGUAGUUAUUGUAUAACACCACUAGUACUUACUGUAGGUAAAUGUACUAAUCUUAAUGACAAUUCACACUUUGUUUAAUCUCUUGCUAACAAAAUAUCUUGUAACAUACUGUGAGUAUAGGUUAUCCAAUUGGGUGGAAGCUUGAUCCAACAGCUCAGGUUGGUUUUGUGAACUGACGGCUGGCUGGUUGUCUGUUUUUUGUUUCUUUGUGUUUUAUGAUAUGUUGGUUUGGCAAUAAAAGAUGGUCUGUCCUUUUUUAAA
Oncorhynchus nerka (sockeye salmon) is the source of this 2080-nucleotide messenger RNA. RefSeq names its product myelin proteolipid protein-like. Gene Ontology annotation, molecular function: structural constituent of myelin sheath. Gene Ontology annotation, cellular component: plasma membrane; myelin sheath. Lineage: Eukaryota; Metazoa; Chordata; Actinopteri; Salmoniformes; Salmonidae. The coding region runs from base 38 to 451 and encodes 137 amino acids. Gene Ontology annotation, biological process: central nervous system myelination; axon development. The transcript has 4 exons. The record is from RefSeq and is a predicted model, not a curated record.